AUGAUCCACGAGAAACGAAGUUCGAUCGAUAAACUUGCCUCGACCACCCCCAACAAGGACGGCGUGCGUAUCGUUGCACCCCACGAGUACAAGGAGGCUGCUGCGUGUCUUGCAGAGGCAUUCCGCCUCGACAACGUGGUGCGUUAUGCGAUUGAUACCCCCGACCAGACGCACCUCUCCGAAGAGGAACGCUUUGACUUGCACCGAGCCGCCAUGGAGUAUGUCACCUACGCCCACUGUCUUCAGGGUCUGGUGUUGACCGUUGGGGACAACUAUGAUUGCGUUGCGUUGUGGUUGCCACCUGGCAAGAACAUUGACGAUUGGUACACCUUGCUCCGGAGCGGUAUGUGGCGUCUCAGCUAUAGAUUGUCCAAGGAGGGGAAGAUCCGAUUCUUCGAAGAGUUCUUGCCAUUGUUGCACUAUACCAAGCAGGAGAUUCUGGGUGAUAGAGAUGACCAGUCUUGGUAUCUCAACUACAUCGGGACCAAGCCUGAGGCCCGCGGGAAGGGCUAUGGACGCAAGUUGAUCGAAUCCGUCACAAAGAUGGCUGAUGCGGAUGGCGUCCCCUGUUAUCUGGAAAGCUCCCAUGACAUCAACAUCAUCAUCUACGGUAAGAUGGGCUUUGAGCUAAGGAAACACAUCUAUCUGCAGAGAGCUCCAGGCAAGCAGCUUCGCAUGGACGUCAUGGUCAGGGAGCCGGUCGUGACGCGGGAGAAGGAUACCAAUGCUGCAACCGUGAAGCCUGCUUGA
Molecule: messenger RNA, 750 nt
Organism: Capronia coronata CBS 617.96
Lineage: Eukaryota; Fungi; Ascomycota; Eurotiomycetes; Chaetothyriales; Herpotrichiellaceae
Exons: 2
Coding region: 1-750 (249 amino acids)
Molecular function (GO): acyltransferase activity, transferring groups other than amino-acyl groups
Source: RefSeq, a predicted model, not a curated record